CCUUGUUGUUUACGCGCGAGCGAGGAAUCAGCUGUGGAGUGCGUUUCGCGCGUUUAAUCUUCAAUUCGUGACUAACAAGGAUAAAUUGAUGCGCAUCAUGCAAUGAAAUUAUUGAAACGGAAUGCACCCAUGGUGUGGUAGUGCCGUUCAGGUUCGAGAUUACCCCGGCAUCGGGAUGUACCGCACCAACACUCGUAGAGAGCAUACUGGAGCAUACGCUUUGUAGCAGAAUGGCCAGCCGCAAAGGGGAAGCGCUUCGGACGGGGUUCGCCAGAAUAGUCCCAAUGGAAGACAAGCCAUGAAUCAAACGCCCAUGACGAUCUCGGAGCAAUUCAGGGAAUCGUGGCUGACAGCUAUAAUCGGGUCCAUCAUGUUCGCCACUGGCAUGUGCCUUCUGUUUUGGAAUGAGGGAAGAGCUGUGAAAGUGGCGCAUUCCCUGGACGAGGCUUUGCGCAACGUGGUCGUGCUUCCUAAUUCAAUGAUGCUCUCGCCCGAAUACGAGGGCCGCUUGAUACAUCUGUCGGGCUCCUUGCAAGUUUCAGAGCCAUUAACGGAGCCAGAUUAUGGAGUUGUUAUGUCGAGCGUAAAGCUGAAGAGGAGGGUUCAGAUGUAUCAGUGGGUUGAAAUCGAAGAGGAACAGAGUUUCGGUGGAAUAGCGGAGAACGAAAAACAUUAUUACUACACGACGGAAUGGAAGGAUAAACUUGUGGAUUCGGAUCACUUUUACAUUCGUACCGGCCAUCACAAUCCGAAGGAGAUGCCAAUCAAGAGCCAGGUGCAGAUCGCAGAUGAAGUUAAAAUCGGCACUUUCACGCUUGGCAUGGAAUUGAAAAAGAAGUUCAGCGAUUUUGUGGAGAUCACCAGUGACGAGAGACCGGAGCGAAAGAACAUUAAGAUGCACUCUGGAUUGUACUAUCACAGCGCAGAUUUGUGGAAUCCACAAGGGGGAGACAUCAGAAUACAAUUUUCCUACGCGGGAAAAAACGGGGAUGUUUACUCGGUAGUUGGUUUGCUCGAAAAAGACACCAUUAAGCCAUAUUACACAUCUCACGGUGAAGAAAUUUUGCUUCAACGAAGGCAUAAAAUGUCAGUGGAUCAGAUGUUUCAUAUGGAGCAUGUGCAUAAUUACUGGCGAACAUGGACUGUCAGAGGGCUAGGAUGGUUAGUCUUGUUCGUGGCAGCCUCGUGCUUAGCAAAUAUACUAAAGACGAUUAUAUUAAAUUCGACGUUCCUUUGCGGCAUAAUUGCAGUCGAAUCUGUAACGAUGUCGGUCUCCAUGUCUAUCAGUUUAUUGGUGAUUGGUUUCGCUUGGGUAUGGUAUCGACCAGUCAUCGGUCUGUGUUUAGCACUAGCCUCCGUUUUGCCGUUUAUUUAUUCGACAUUGAUGUCGGGAUCUCCAUCUCAGCAACGUGAUAAUUAUAGGCGAUUAUAGAUUACGUUUAUAUGUCUUUAAAAGUAAUUUAUCUUAAGGUAUAAUAAAUUAUUAAUUUAUUCAA
Messenger RNA from Wasmannia auropunctata (little fire ant), 1496 nucleotides. It is a transcript of the gene Tmem43, whose product is annotated as transmembrane protein 43 homolog. The coding region runs from base 299 to 1432 and encodes 377 amino acids. The record is from RefSeq and is a predicted model, not a curated record. Lineage: Eukaryota; Metazoa; Arthropoda; Insecta; Hymenoptera; Formicidae. Gene Ontology annotation, biological process: nuclear membrane organization. The transcript has 6 exons. Gene Ontology annotation, cellular component: nuclear inner membrane.